AUGGGAUUCCAGAUGUGGACGAUGAGCUUGAAGGAAAAAUCUAACGGCUCAGACAUUUUGCUAGCGUUGGGUAUAAAAUCGUUAUUCAACCAAAAUUCAACAGACUAUGUUUUGAGCUGCCGCAAGAUUAGGAAGUUUGUUUUCGAGGUUGAAGAAGAGGAUUCUUGGUGUAGAUAUCUCCCCGGAAUGGAUGAACUGCAGCCAAUGGUUCAGCCGUGUAGGAGCCGGACUCCAAAUCCAGAAAUGGUUUCUAGUUCAUCUGCAAUCCCGCUUAUGAAUUCUCGACCGAAUCAAGCAGAGAUGAACUCUCAACAGAAUCAAUCAUUUCAGAGUCCAACUAUUCAAAUCAGCUCCCUGCUAGAUUCAAGUACAGGAUUGAUGCACAAUGAACCGAACAAUAUGUUGUCACAUGAUGCAAGUAUGAGCUUUAGCCCACCAUUAUUGGAUCCUUUAAAUUGGAAUCAUGGUCAACUCAGUCAAGACCUUCACUUUCAAAGAAACAUUAAUGCGGAGGGCUCUUCGUCUUAUCUUCAUAUAAGUCCACCCCUAGCGAAUGAACCGUGUCAGGAGGAGAGUGGGAGUCCAUCUCAGCUAUCUCAACCGGAUCGAUUAGAUCAGAAUCAAAUUGACGGACAGGAAGAGUUACAAACCGAAAAGGAAAGGGCGACGGAAAACAAGAGAAGAUUGACCGAGGAAAUCGCAAAGCUAACUGCAGAAAAGAUGGUAUUGGCAAACGAAAAUCAAAUGCUGAAGGAAGAAAAGGUGGCAUGGACUACAGAAAAUCACAAUCUGACUGUAAACAUGGCAAUAAUUUCAGAGAAUUUUGGAAAGUUGUCUGCCCAGUGCGAAGCUUUAUCACAGUCAAUAAAUUGCCGGCAACAAGAUGAGCAAACCACAGCACACAAUGGACAAUCAGAUAUUCAAAUGAUUCACCAGCAGUUAAAACUAGUUACGUUAAAUGUUUUACAAAUUAAGACUGAUAUGUUGGCUGCAUUAAAACAAGGGUUAUUAUCGUUGGAUGGUUUCCGACAAUCGGAUGAGCAAAUUCCGACACAAAACAGACAACCAAAUAUCACAAGAAACCACCAUGCAAGCACUUCGGCAUCUGAAAGUCAAGGAUGUCAACAAGCAUCUACCAGUUGCCCGCAGCCAAAUGAGCCAAUUCAAGAACAAGCUAGGCAACCAACUAUUGAGCAUAUUCAUCCUUCAACUUAUUCUGCCAAGCAGCAGUUAGCGCCCGAAAGCUUCCAAACAACACAAAAUGAUUCGCAAAUUAGCAGCGUUGUUCAAGAUCCACAGAGGACAACAUCAGUUAGUACUGAAGGAGGCAUUGUCACCAGCUCACAUCUUACAGAAAAUCAAGAGAAUUCUCUAGCUACAUCGAUGCCUAUGGCUGAACUUCUCAACAAAGUCGAUGAAAAAGGAAAGAGCAAAGCUGAUUUCUCAGACUUCCCAUCGUUAGAUAAGAACGACCGCGUUAAAGUUGGAAGAUAUGACGUCCCAAAAUCUCUGCACAGCACUGCCCAAAAAAUCAUGGAUAAAUACGGUGAUGUUACAAAGGAAAGUAUAAUGCACCAUGAUGUCGAUGAGAGAACCUUUAUUCUCUCAUGUGCUUCAAUGAAGGAAAUGGAAGAGCUCCCCCUUGAUCACGUUACUGAGGAUUAUAUAUUGAAGUGGAGCGAUACAACCAAGACUGCUUUAGAGAUGCGUUUCGAUGUCGAAUUCAUGAUGGAUGAGUUAAAAAAAGGCAUUGUUCCCUCUUAUUCUGAUCGAGUCAAAUUUCAGGCCUCCUGGGAUGAUUUGCAGCAAACAUAUGCCAAAAGGCGCAAGCUGUUCAUGGAAUAGAAGGAUGCUAUUAAGAAACUGACAUGAAGGUGAAGCUUUUCGAAGUAGUGAUCUUUAAAUUGUCUUCCUCGUCCUCCCCCUCAAUGGCCGAUUACUUGGCUAACUUUGGAUCGGCUAGAUCCCAGCUGUUCAAAGCCUGGUGGUAGCAUCGUUUGCUUUUUGAUGGAGUGCCGUGGAAGUGGUUCCGGGAUUCGGGGAAUGCCUUUCCCUAGAUAGUAUUGUUUUUUUCAUUGUCAAGGUCACCACUCGCGUUAUGCUCAGCGGUGGGUUUGUUCUUCUGGUUUGUAGUUGGUCUUUCUUGGUUAUAUGUAUGUUUUGUAUUAAUAAAAUUUGUU
Molecule: messenger RNA, 2180 nt
Organism: Hibiscus syriacus
Lineage: Eukaryota; Viridiplantae; Streptophyta; Magnoliopsida; Malvales; Malvaceae
Exons: 11
Coding region: 1-1845 (614 amino acids)
Source: RefSeq, a predicted model, not a curated record